Serpula lacrymans var. lacrymans S7.9 is the source of this 1143-nucleotide messenger RNA. RefSeq lists its product as uncharacterized. The transcript has 3 exons. The record is from RefSeq and is a predicted model, not a curated record. The coding region runs from base 156 to 950 and encodes 264 amino acids. NCBI's taxonomy places the organism in Eukaryota, Fungi, Basidiomycota, Agaricomycetes, Boletales, Serpulaceae. Gene Ontology annotation, biological process: CDP-choline pathway. Gene Ontology annotation, cellular component: nuclear envelope. Gene Ontology annotation, molecular function: phosphatidylcholine binding; choline-phosphate cytidylyltransferase activity.
GGACGACCCUUCAUUUGCGCCGUUAGCUCGCAGCUAUGCGCCUCGUGUUUUGAAUUUUGCAUAUUCAGCCACUGUUAUCAUCGCAGUCAUUAAACAAACGCUCGUCCCAAGUGUCCUAUAGCCUAUUCGCAGAAUCCUUGCCCAAUUCAGACGCCAUGGAUAACUGCUCUGUUAUGAGUGAUGAGGAUUACGAUGUUAUAUCCAAUCCCGGUCAGAGGUCUCUCGAGUCCAGCAUAGCAGACCUGAGCCAUAUUCCGACUCAAAACAUAUAUGAACCCCCACCCCUACGAGCUGCCAAAGAGAAGUUCAAUACCGCACGCUUGGCUGCUUCGGACAUACAAUCAUACGUGCGAAAGGGCAUUGACGCGACGACGGCUGGAAGGAGUGCUGGUUAUCCUUCACUGGCAGAGAGCAAGACCGUGCGCGUGUAUGUUGACGGGGCUUUUGACGCAUUCAAUGCAGGACACGCGCUGCAACUACGUCAGGCCAAGCUUUCCUUUCCUAACGUUUACCUAUCAGUGGGCGUCUUCUCAGAUGACCUGUGCCAGAGCCAUGGAAACCUCCCAAAGUACCCGCACAUCGAGAGGCUCGAGCUACUUAGACAUUGUCGUUGGGUAGACGAAGUUAUAUCAGACGCACCAUGGUCAUUAGACGACAACUUCAUUUUCAAAAACAAAAUUGACUACGUGGCCCUCGACGAAGGCUCAUCUGUAGACCCGGAAUUCGAUAAAAUAAGACUCCAGGGAUAUGACACUUUGAAAAAGCUUGGCAGAGUUAUUCCUACUCGGAGAACUUCAGGUCUGGCACCUGUGGAGUUGACUGUUCCUGUUUCGGAAUCUUCUCAAGCUACGCCGUUUCGAAAAGCCCCUGAACUAGAACCAGAGUCAUCAGGGGACCAGGAAGAAGUCAUCAGUGGGAUCAGUGGGCUCAUGCUUGACGGACAAUGGUGAUUCAAUGGCUAAAUACACCUACUAUACCCCUCGUCAGGAUAAGCCUCUACCAGCGCCACAUAAUCUUUGAUGAAGCAAAUCUACAUUUUUACUUGCUUAUCGGUCCUACUAAAAAGGAGCCACUUCAAGAUAUAAAUAAACAUCAUUGGUGUCAUGAAGUGUAGCUACUCAAUGCAAAAAUACACGCCUUCAC